Drosophila grimshawi is the source of this 2214-nucleotide messenger RNA. RefSeq lists its product as uncharacterized. Lineage: Eukaryota; Metazoa; Arthropoda; Insecta; Diptera; Drosophilidae. Bases 54 to 2102 code for a protein of 682 amino acids. The record is from RefSeq and is a predicted model, not a curated record. The transcript has 5 exons.
UUUUACGUUAAUGAUUUUACGAUGAUAAUCUAAAUGGACGAAGAGAUAUUAAAAUGUGUGAGCCUUGUACGGAGAAUUUUUUAAACUGUAUUGAUUGCUGUAACUGUUGCAAUGGAUGUUGCCAAGAGACUUGUAAUGUAUUGUGCCGCCCUGGGCUUCAGCGUGAAGAGAAAUUCUCAAAUAUGAUAGUUCCAAAUUUUCUGUACGAUCGUACAAAAUCUAGAGGGAAACAGGAACCAAAUAAUAAAAAUCGAAAGGUUUCAAAGAAUAGUAAAAACAAAGACAAUGAGCAAGGAAGGAAAAUAUGUUCCAAUGAUAAUAGAAAAAAUGUGGAUUGCCAAACACCUGUAGCCUAUGCCAUAUGUCAAGACCCACCUUCUGUUCUUAAUGAAAACCCAAAGAUUUCAAAUAAUGCUAAAUCUAAAGAUAAGGGAUUUAAUAAUGAGAAAGAGAAGGAAAUAUGUGCCAAUGGUAAUGCAAAUAUUGUGGAUGAACAAAGACCUGUAACUAAUCCAAUAUGUCAAGACAUCGCUUUACCUAAUAUUGGAACAUAUCAAAAUUGCACUGCUAACCCGACGACAACUGUAUUCCAAGCGCCCGACGGAUCCACUAUAAGAAUUGAAAAUGUACCAUCAUGCUCUGUUUAUCCUGGAGUGAUAAGCCCAACCAACCAGUUGUCUGGUGUGAAUAUGCAAUAUGGUGCAGCAAAUCAACUCCCACCGCGGCUGUGUGAUAUGCCAGCGGCUGGACUACCCAGCAAGCAGACUGCCAAGUUUGAUCCGUGUACGGGCAGAGAAUUACAGCAAUUACAGCCACAGCCAGGGCAGCAGGGACACUAUUUUCCGUGUGCUGCGCCAAUUGGACAAAUGCCUGGCCUUUUUCCCUGUUUUUAUCCCAAUUUACAGUGUUUUCAGCCUCCCGUAAAUAUCCUUCAAAGUCCAAAGGAAAAAACGACGUUCCCUGCUGCCAGUGCUCCAUCUAAAGAAUAUCCAGAAAAAUCAGCGUACUGUGAUGCCGGUGCCCCACCGCAAGAAUAUCCGCGACAAACGCCGGGCAGUUCUGGUUGUGCUCCUCCAUCGCAAAAAUGUCCAGGAGGAUCCAAUACCAAAGAUAUGAAUAGAGUUGACAAGCCCAGCCCAAAAACUCAAGUGAAAGACAACAAAGAACAUGAUUUUGGGGUUAAAGGUAAACACAAUUGUACAGGUAAAACGAAGAGCAGCACGAACCCUGAAAUUGUUAACUGCUGCAAUGCCACCCCGGAUCUUAUCGAGCGCAUUUGCAAGUCGUUGCAAGUUCCUCGUCCACCGGAUAGCUGCUACCUUUUACUGCCAAUUAACAUGUCUCCAAAGUCCGAUAAGUCGGAGGAAUCAAUACCCAAAAGCAAGCGGCCGAAGAAGACGGCAAGCAAAGACCGGAUCACCACUUCUGACCAGAAUGCCAACAAUGAAGAGAACUCAUCUAAGCCAACUCGCAACUGUGGCUGUAAUACAUUAAUCAGUGGAAACAUUGAGGACAAGUCGCAAGCAGCACAACCAAAAAAGGACGAUGCGAACUGCUGUGCAUCUAGCAGCAAUUCCGGCUGCAACUCCUGCUGCUGUUGCUGGCCACGUUACUCCUACUACUAUAAUCCCUAUACUUGCUGUUAUUGUUGGUAUAAGAAUCGUUGCUGCUGUGGUGGGAACACUUGCUGCAAUAGCUCCUGCAACCACUGCUGCUCCAACUCUUGUCCUACGCCCGCACAAUCAUCGAAUGCAAACUUAGAACCGGAUGCCAGCAAGUCAAAUAAGCAACCCAAAUCAGAGACAACAAGUAAAUCAGCCUCAGAGAAUGAAAAGCGGAUCGCUGGAGGUGCCACAAACUCAUUUGUGCCGGAAAUCCAAGUCCUCUAUGAUAAAUGGAUGGAAUUUAAUGAGCAUGCGUUCAAUGCCAGCCAAUUUCCAACGACAGCUACAAAUUCUGUUCCAUUUUAUAACCAUCCGUCUCAGUUUCCAUUUUAUACAGUGCAGCAGCAGCAGGAUGGCAGAAACUACGGAACGACGUCUCCAAUGCAAAAUAAGCCGCAACAAAAACAAGCAACGGACUUUAACUGGGUGCCACUUUAGUGGUUGUUAUUGAUUAAGUCAAAAUUAUCAAUAAAUUCGAGAGUGCAAAAGAAGUUGAUUAGGAUGGAAAAUGAAAUAAACUAACCAGAGCUAAAAAACUAUUGAUUGUUUC